GGCAACACUGUUCGUAACUUUCUCAGGACUGGCUGUCGGUGUCGUCAUCAUCAUCGCGUACGGAUUCGCUGUGGAGUGCUAAAAUUAUGUUAAAUUUUAUGUGAAAAUUAAAAUUGGUGAUGUUGACCUUAGGCUUGAUGUUAUUUCGCAAAAAAACUGUUAAAGAACUCACAUUUACAGUAGUUAUUCGUCAAAAAUCCAGAAAGCUUCAAACGUGUUUGAAGCUUUCGAUUUCGCAUUAAUGGAACUAUGAACCUGGACCCUCUAACGUUUAGCUUAACACAAAUUAAUUAUCUAGUUGCCAGUCUAAACAAGAAGAAUUUCAAGCAGAUCAGUCUAGAGUUGACUCAGAUUAUCAGUCUCUAUGGCUUGGAAGCAGAAAAUCAAGUGCUGAGGUGCCUUCUUACUGAGGCAGCUAAGACAUCGUGGGAGAGCGAUCGACCGGGGCCCGCCUUCAGUGUACACGCGACUCUCCUGGCGCAGUACCUCUCCUGCCUCCUAAACCAUCCAGCUAAGUCCACCGUCGUUUGUCGUACUGUUGAUACUCCGGCAAAGUCAGUACAGAAGGCCUUAAAACCCACCAACACAUUACUCAGUCGACUCGCGAGAUUGCUGAAAUUUACGACCGCCCAAGAUGUCGCCUUCUCAUUGGUUCUAAGAAAAAGCUCUCCAAAGCCAGAAAUAGUGUCUAUCGCUAAACAACAUCUCAAGAAACGAUUUUUGGACUUUGUACAGUGUUAUCUUGAUGCAGAACGUGGACAUCAAGUUGAGCGUGCAGGCCUGCAGGAGUGCAGCCCUGAAGUGUUACAAACUCUGCUAACCAGUCUCGCGUACGAGAACUUUCGGCUUGCAGCCGUCACAAAGGAUUUGUUUCUGAAACGAUUACGCAUAGACUUUCCGCGCGAAGUAGUGCCCAUUGUGCUCGCUCCGCUUCUGUAUCCCGACGACACACAAACACCACUCGAGGAAAUGACUACCUCUGACGACAUGGCGGCGGCCAUGUUGGACAACUCUCUGGCUGAAAUCAUCCGGGAGAUCGGAUACUCCUUUACGACUUCCGUAGAGGAUUGCAAAAAUAAUAUGAUCAACUUUGGAGCCCGGGAACCGACGGCAAUUGAUAUAGCCAGGAUAAUCUCGAUGAUGGUUAGGUUUCAUGCCACUCUGCAAGAUGGGCCCCUGAUACAGACUCCUGGAAACUUUUGGAUGAAUCACGAAGCUAAGAAAGAUGCCAUCGGACAUGGACAUACAGAGACGUGGAACGCAGAGGUCUUCGUUCAGACAUUAAAGGAAUUAGCAUCCAAUUUGAACUGGAAGGAAGUCAUUCUUCAGCUCGAUCAUCCAGAAUUUGUGGUACCAGACAGGCAAGGAUUGAGCCUGCUCUUCACUAUACUGCGAUUGGGCCUCCAGAGCGCGGGCUAUCCGAGUAAUAUAUUCCCUGUGGAAUAUCUGUGUCGAAGAUGGACAAACUUAGAAGGGCAAAUGAGUUUAAUUACAAAUAUCCUCAAGCAUCCAGACAUAUUCAGUUUCGCAGAUCAUCCCUUUCAUCCGGUCUCGAUCGAUCUAUUAAAAUCUCCUCCUGAAACAGAUAACAAGGAAGUAUCAACUUGGCGCUGCCUCUAUUUGGUGGAACUUCUACUGUACGCGUCGGAUCGAGGUUAUUACAUGCAAGUCCACGAGCUCUUUAAAUUUCCUUUGCAGAACUGCCCCGACAUCUUAUUGUUGGCGUUGCUGCAAAUCAGUCCACCUAUCACAGUAUUUAGGCAGGAGCUGCUAACAACACUAAUUCCAAUAUUUCUUGGCAACCAUCCUAAUUCGGGUAUAAUAUUACAGCACGCUUGGCAUGCGCAAAACCCCAAUAUUAAGCCUAUAAUAAUGCAUGCGAUGGCAGAUUGGUAUAUUCGCGGGGACUGCGAUCAAUCAAAACUUUCGAGAAUAUUGGAUGUAGCGCAGGACUUGAAGGCAUUGUCCUUGUUGUUAAACGUGCAGUCAUUCCCAUUCGUGAUAGAUUUGGCAUGCCUAGCGUCGAGGAGAGAGUAUCUCAAACUCGACAAGUGGCUCACAGAUAAGAUCCGAGACCACGGUGAAACCUUUGUGUCGGCAAUGGUGAAGUUCUUGCAGCGGCGUUGUCCGCCGAUACUAGGCAAAGUGCCAGACGAGCAGCUACCCAAAGCGGCGCAGUUACCGCCGGAGACCGUCGGAACGAUGUUAGCAUGCUUACAGCUCUGCAUCCCAAAUGUCCAGCAAGAGCUCCAAGAGGCCAUAUACAAUGUGAUCACAAGUUGCCAAACCUUGAUAUUGACCAAGACUAGGCCAGGUAUAACGGGAAUCGCGCGUCCACAUACCAGAGUGCUGGAGACUCCCUUUAACCCCGCUUUAGGAGGGCAACUGUUUACACCGCACGUGGAUGCAAUCGCGAGCUUAGCCCCAAACGUCGCCAGUUUGACUUUAGGCGCACCGGCAAACGCAGCAUUCGCAAUGCCCGGCACGCUAGGCCCGCUCGUCGCUGCCCCCGGAUCCCCCUCGCGGCUGAUCGGGCCAGGGCCGCACAGCCCCUUCGCCAUCAUGCCGAUGCCGCAACACGCCACCGUCGCAAAUAUGACGGCGCUGGCCAGAAUGCCUCCCAUGCCUGCGAUGGACAAACCGCGCUUACCGGAGCCCAUACAUUUCCCAGAGAUGAUGCACAACGUAUCGAAAGAAAUAGAAGACGAAGCGAAUGGCUAUUUCCAGAGAAUUUACAAUCAUCCUCCGCACCCCACUCUUUCGAUAGACGAAGUCUUAGAAAUGCUAAAGAAGUUCCAGGAUUCUCCGAAAAAUAGGGAACGCGAAGUGUUCUCUUGCAUGUUGCGAAACCUUUUCGAGGAGUACAGGUUUUUCCCACAGUACCCAGACAAAGAACUUCACAUCACUGCUCAGUUGUUCGGUGGUAUAAUAGAGAAAGGUCUAGUUCCCAGCUACGUGUCGUUAGGGCUGGCUUUGAGAUUCGUUUUAGACGCUCUACGCAAGCCAGAGGGAUCCAAAAUGUACUACUUCGGGAUAGCUGCUCUGGAUAGAUUCAAGUCCCGUUUGAAAGACUACCACAAGUACUGCGAGCACGUGAGGGCCAUACCCCACUUUAACGAGUUCCCUCCGCAUCUCAUUGAAUACAUCGAGUAUGGUCUCCAGAGUCAAGAGCCGCCCACGAAGCCUCAAGGAGCAGUUCUACCCGCAAGUCUUGCCGCCAUGUUGAACCAGGCCUCCGUGGUAACAGUCUCAGCACCCUACAGGGCAGUGGUUUGCGCCCCGAACCCCAUCUCAGUCAUCUCCAAGGUGGCCAACUGCGCCGGAGGCAUAGGCAGCCGACCUUCUAUCGCAAACGCCACGAACAUUGACACACUGCUCACAGCCACGGACAGAGAUGAGAAAAUUACCGCACCACCGGAAGCCAUUCAAGACAAAACGGCGUUUAUUUUUAAUAAUCUCAGUCAAUUGAAUCUACAACCCAAGUGCGAAGAGUUGAAGGAAAUUAUCACGGAAGAAUACCACCAGUGGCUGUCACAGUACCUGGUCAUGAAGAGGGCCUCGAUAGAACUCAACUUCCAUGCACUAUACUCCAACUUUCUCGACGUUCUUAAAAUACGUGAAAUUAACAAAAUGGUAACCAAAGAGACGUAUCGCAAUAUCAGAGUUCUCCUGCGAUCUGACAAAGGCAUAGCUAACUUUUCUGACCGAUCUUUGCUGAAAAACCUCGGUCAUUGGUUAGGCAUGCUCACAUUAGCUCGCAGUCAACCAAUUCUUUACAUCGACCUCGACCUCAAAGCACUUCUACUCGAAGCUUAUCACAAAGGCCAACAGGAGCUGCUCUACGUGGUGCCGUUUAUUGCUAAGGUCUUGGAGUCAUGCGCCAAGAGCGUCGUGUUCAAGCCGCCCAACCCAUGGACCAUGGCUCUGAUGAAUGUUUUAGCGGAGCUGCACCAGGAACCCGAUCUGAAACUCAACCUAAAGUUUGAGAUAGAAGUGCUUUGUAAAAACUUGAGCUUAGAUAUUUCCGAUUUAAAACCGUCUCUAUAUUUAAAAGAUCCGGAAAAGUUAAGAACGAUCGAGUUUCAACUUUCGCAACCGAAACCGAACAAGGAAGCGGUGAACGUAAUGCCGGUUCAUCAGGCCAUAAUAGCGAGCCAGCAGUUGCAAAUGAUGCCGCCUCCGCCGCCCAUGCUGCCCGUGGAGGAGCUGUCGGCCGCAGCGCCCACGCCCACGGCCGGGCUCGUGGCCGGCGACCCGAGUCUCGUGGGCGUGCUGGGCCUGCCCGAGCCGCGGUUCAACUACCUCGACGUCAACGUGUCGUCCACGUCCGCGUUCGGCCACAAGAUCGUCUUCAACCCGCACAUCAUCCUGUUCCAAAACUACCCGCAUCUGAAGCAGUUCGUGAAGCCGGCCAUCGAGAGAUCCAUCCAGGAGUGGAUCCACCCCGUCGUGGACAGGUCGAUCAAGUACGCCUUGACCACGUGCGAGCAGAUCAUACGCAAGGAUUUCGCGUUCGAUCCCGACGAGACUCGCAUGCGGACGUGCGCGCACCACAUGAUGCGCAACCUGACGGCAGGCAUGGCCAUGAUCACUUGUCGCGAGCAGAUCCUGAGCACCAUCAGCACCAACUUGAAGGCUGCCUUCAUAACUGCCAUGAUACCCACCACUCCCCAACAGUUAAACACGUUGCAGAAGGACAUCAUAGAGAGUGCAGCAGCUGUUCUCGCCACAGAGAACAUGGAACUGGCUUGCGCUUUCAUACAGAAGACUGCUGUCGAGAAGGCACUGCCCGAGCUGGAUAAGCGGCUUAUGAACGACUACGAAAUGAGGAAAAUAGCUAGACAGGAAGGCCGAAGAUACUACGACGCGAUAGUUCUCACGUACCAGACUGAGAGGAUACCGGAGCGCGUCAGGCUGCGGGUGGGCGGCCCGACCGAUAUGCAGAUAGUGGUGUACGAGGAGUUCGCAUGCAACAUCCCGGGAUUCAUGCCAGUGCGGGAUGCGGGCAUGUUCAUACCCAAACCCACCCAGGAGCAAAUGCCCCAGAUGACAUUCGGUCCAGUUGUGAACCAGACACAGGUGUACGGUCAUGAUGAAAUGACUACGCUGAUGACAGCUGCAGAGCUGUUCUUGACGACCGCUGUGCCGAUCCCAGCGUUUGCGGUGCAAGCCACAAACAUGCAUACGCUGUUCGAAUGCCUCGUCAUGGCCAGACGUAACCGAGAUAUUGUCUCUGGCUACACGCUUCUGCAGAGGGCUGUGGAGGGCCUAUUGGAUGGUCACAUCGUCCAGGCGGGAGCCAGCGCUGAACAUGUCGAGCUGAUGACGCGGUACCGUGACAUACACCUUCGGGUCCUCAAGUUGCUAGAGGACAAUAGAGUCUAUGGCCACGCCUGGACCACCAAACAGAUCACAUACUGUGUCACGGAAUGCAGGGACGAGCUCAGGUUUAACUUGGAAGCCAUUGACUGUCUUGUGAGGAACCAUCUCAUCAACUUGCCACAGUACGACCUUGCGCUUGCUCAACUCAUGGAUAACGGAAACAACUAUGUGGCGGUUUCUUUCGCCAUGCAAUUGGUGCAACUGUACCUGGUCGACGACCGCAAUGACGCCUACGCCACGGAAUCUGACCUGUACCAUUGCACUGAGACGCUAGUCAGGCUGAUGGCGCAGUCCAGGGCUCCGCCGGAAGGCCUCGCCACGCUGAUCGAGACGAUCCGAAUCAAUCAAGACCCGAGCAGUUAUCUGGGCGAGAGGUCUCCUUUGGGCCCCACUUCUCACAUCCACAAUGGCAUUUUGCAAGUACGCUCCCGUGAAUACGACGACCCGCACGGUCUCCAAGAGAAGACGGAGAACCUCCUCCGCGAAUGGAGAAACAUUCUUCUGGGUCCCCUCACUGAGAUAGAUAUCGGGCAGAACUUCAACAUUUACGUGCACCGAAUGAACAUGAACGGUAUCCUCAAAUCCGAUGACAUGAUCACGCGAUUCUUCCGCAUCGCCACGCAAAUGUGUGUCGAGAACGUGUACCAACUCCUCAACGAGGACAGGAUGAAUCCUCCCCCGGUGCCGCCGAAGAGGGACAAGUAUUAUGCGAUGUGUGAUUCGUUUAUCAAGCUGGUCUCGCUCUUGAUCAAGAACACCGCGGAUAACGGCAACCCAACGCCGAAACUCAACUUGCUGAAUAAGAUACUUGGUAUAAUCGCUGGUUGCUUGCUCCAAGACCAGGAAGAGCACGGUGCCAAUUUCCAACAGCUUCCUUAUCAUCGCCUGCUGCUCAUACUGUUCCUCGACAUGAAUAUGGCUGAACCCGUCCUUGAGUCUAUGAACUAUCAGGUACUAACAGCGUUCUGCCAUACUCUACGCAUCGUGAGACCCAGCGUUGCACCCGGUUUCUGCUACGCGUGGCUUGAAAUAGUCGCGCACAGGGCCUUUAUAAACAGGGUGCUCGCCGUCACUCCGCAGCAGAAGUCUAUCAUGGAAGUAUUGGGAUGGGGAAUGUAUUCGACGCUGCUCAUCGAUCUUUUCAAGUUCCUCGACCCGUUUCUGCGAAACACGGAGUUAGCCACUCCGGUCAUGAUGCUGUACAAGGGAACCCUGAAAGUGUUACUGGUUCUGCUCCACGAUUUCCCGGAGUUCCUGUGCGAUUACCACUACGGGUUCUGCGAUGAGAUUCCGCCGAACUGCAUACAGAUGAGAAAUCUUAUCCUCUCGGCCUUCCCGAGGAACAUGAGACUGCCCGACCCGUUCACGCCGAAUCUAAAAGUGGAUCUGCUAGCCGAGAUCAGCUUGCCGCCGCGCGCAGUCAUCAACUACGCGACAAUAAUCCCCUCGUCGCAAUUCAAGAAGGAUCUGGACGCGUACAUCAAGGCCCGGGCGCCCGUCACCUUCCUGUCAGAGCUGCGGAGCAACAUGCAGGUAGUAAACGAGCCGGGACGCCGAUAUAAUAGCCAGUUGAUAAAUGCAGUGGUUCUGUACGUGGGCACGCAGGCUAUCGCUCACAUAAGGGCGAAAGGACAAACGCCGAAUAUGACCACGAUAGCCCACUCGGCGCAUAUGGAUAUAUUCCAAAACUUUACAGUUGACUUUGACCACGAAGGACGGUAUCUAUUCUUGAACGCGAUCGCGAAUCAGUUGCGCUACCCGAAUAGUCACACGCACUAUUUUAGCUGCUGUCUUCUGUAUUUGUUCGCGGAGGCAAAUUCCGAAGCCGUACAGGAGCAAAUAACGAGGAUGCUCCUGGAGAGGCUGAUCGUGAACCGGCCGCAUCCGUGGGGACUUCUCAUCACUUUUAUCGAACUCAUCAAGAACCCCAUUUAUAAAUUUUGGACGCACGAGUUCGUCCAUUGUGCACCAGAAAUCGAGAAGUUGUUUGCGUCUGUCGCACGAUCUUGCAUCGCGGAGAAAUCGGGAGGGGCCGAACGCGAACUGACCGAGUAGCGUCAAGCCCUAUGGGAGUCUGUCCGGCAGAAGCAAAUGGCUUUUGCCGAGACAGGCUUCCAGGAGGCGCAAAGCGUCGCGUCACCACAGCCAUCGACGUCGCAGCAGCAAACUAAGCCCGUGCUGCAAUGGAACAAGUUGUUCAAGAAGUAGGACAACAAUGCGACUGUAGCUAUUUACCUGUUACCUAGCGACCACUCGACUGUAAAGACGAUAGACAGUGGCGCAUCAUGGCGACAAGUGAUAAUAGUGCUGCUGUAGCACGAUGGCUUAUAUUUUAUACUAAAUGAGUUUGUUAUUUUAAAUGAUUCACUUAGACAAUCAUAUUACGAUCAGUUAUAUAUUGUUUGAGUUGCAGACAAUUUUUAAAACUGCAACCUUUUUAAAAUUUUAAAUUACUAUUUAAUUAUACUAUUUAAUAUAAUUUUAAUUGCAUGAUGAUGAUAACGUUCACCCAAAUCGAAAUCUGUAAAUAAUAGAUUAAGAAUGUUUUUUAAUAAUCCUUUUUAGUAGGUAUAAUAGAAAACCAUAUACGUUGCCAAGUUUGUGGGCGGCCGUGCUUUCCCCUCACGUUUAAAAUGGCUUUUAUAGAAAUGUGCUAAAAGGUCUUGUUAUAUGAAAAAAGUUGUCGGCCGUAUUCAUAAUCAUUACAAUGAAGUCUCACAGUGCGCUCGAACGCAUAGUGUAGGUUCCACCAAUCAGAUACAGUAAUCUGAUUGGUGGAACCCUACACUGCGUUCGAGCGCACUAUGAGACAUAGUAACGUUUGUGAAUACGGGUGUAUAUCUAUCACUGUGCGAUUACUUAGCGUAGAAUCGUAGACAAGCGUCAAAACGACUGAGUAACAUUACAGAUGCAUGGCGGCCCAAGCUUGCGUGCGUGCACGAAAUAAAAGGUCUUCUAUUAUACCUUGAAACAUAAUAUUUAAGGUUUAAAUUAAUGCGCCGCGCUCUUAUACCAUUUUAUUUCAUGACCAAUAAUUUUUUUUAGUCAAAUUUUUGUUACAAUUGAUUACAAGUCAAACUUUUAUUACAAUUGACGAUUAGUGCGUUGACACAAUCAAGACUUAGGCCCGGUAUCCGCUAGAGCAGAUAUCAGGGGAUGUUUAUGAUACAGGAGACCAAUCAGAUUAUUGUUAAUAUCCACAACCUAAAGAUAUUCUAACCAGGUUGCAACGCUGUCAAAUUUCCAAUGCGUUGCAGCUGGUUGCAUAUAUGUUAUGUUUUUAAGGGGAAAAGAUAUCGCAAAUUCACGAGUAAAAUUACACAUUUUACAUUUUAUCCGCUUAUAUAUAUUAGUUAAUUUUUUUUAGCGCAAAAGCAUCCACUCAGAGAUUUUAGUUUAGACCUAGAUUUUGUUUUUAUAUUUUACUUAAUAUUUUAAUUUAUUUAAAAAUAAUAUUGUGUAAUAUAGUUUUCUUUUUCUAUAAAGAUUAACACGGCGCGGCGCAUUUUUCUGUAUUGUUAGUUAAGUGUCAUUUUAUUAAUUAAUAUCGUAAACUCUAUUAGGAUUUUAGAAUAAAUAUAAUUUUAAUUUUUAGUAAAUAAAUAGGCAUUCAAUA
Messenger RNA from Maniola jurtina (meadow brown), 8998 nucleotides. RefSeq names its product CCR4-NOT transcription complex subunit 1-like (gene Not1). The transcript is spliced from 18 exons. The record is from RefSeq and is a predicted model, not a curated record. Gene Ontology annotation, cellular component: CCR4-NOT core complex; P-body. Gene Ontology annotation, molecular function: molecular adaptor activity. Gene Ontology annotation, biological process: nuclear-transcribed mRNA catabolic process, deadenylation-dependent decay. The coding region runs from base 250 to 7437 and encodes 2395 amino acids. NCBI's taxonomy places the organism in Eukaryota, Metazoa, Arthropoda, Insecta, Lepidoptera, Nymphalidae.